AUGACGUCCUCAGGCCCUUGCGCAACGUGUAGCUGGACUACUGAACGCCAAAAGCAUUGUAACUACAAAAGCCAUGUCAAACUAUUCUACGAAGCAGGCGAUCGAGGCGUCUGGUCAUUGGGCUCAAAUUUAAUUCUUAAAGAUCGAGGUUCUAGUCUUCCGACCAUUGAAGUACCAAAUAUUCAGUUUGUGCAGGAAAAGACAUCCAUUCCUGUUCCUACCGUUGUCGAAUCUUGGAACGAAGGCGAACACACCCUUAUCUUAAUGAAGCGUAUUCCUGGCGAGCCCCUCAGCAACGUCUGGCCAAGGCUUUCCACAGACGAAAAAGAAAUGAUAGCUAGGCAGACAGCCGAGUAUCUGCUAGAACUUCGCAAGCUUCAGUCCGAUAAUAUCCAAGCGCUUGAUGGCCGUCCUGUUUAUUCCAAUUUCCUGUUCAGAGACAAAGACUCCGAGCUUCCUCACGGUCCUCUAGCAUCGGAUGACGAACUCUGGGCUGAUAUGGAGCGUGGGUUGAAAGAAACCAUACCCGAGGCUGCGCGAAUACGACUUCGACAUUGCAUGCCAUCCGCUACGCCUUAUACCUUUACGCAUGGUGACCUCACUAAUGUCAAUAUCAUGGUUGAGAACGGCACUGUUACUGGCAUAAUUGAUUGGGAGAUGUCUGGCUACUUUCCAGUAUGGUGGGAGUAUGUUUGUACAUCAGUCCCUGAUAGUAUGGAGGACAAGGAGUGGAAGUCUUUGUUACGAAAGUAUAUGCCCGAUCACAGCAUCGCGCGUGAAUUUUGGCUGGAUUAUUAUUAUCUCUGCAGGGAUCCAGAAAGCGAAAGAGCAAUGAAGUUCAUUGAGGAGACAAGGAGUGAGAACUCUUAGAGAGGUGUUUAACCUAUCUCUCUUAAAAGAUCGACAGGAUUUCUUAUCGGUAUCUCAAGCACUUUUCUCUAUGAUCAAGUCUUGCAUGCAACUAUCCCUAAGCAGAAAUCCCAUACUUUAUGUGAGAGAUUUCUUGGCAACGGUGAAUUCGUAUCAUGAUUUUUCAAUGGGACAGCAAAGUUUUAAGGUGGCUGGAAAAUGCUGAAGCAACAGUGAUAUGUUUUAUAUACCAUAAUAAAGCCAGAGAGACAUGUAUAAACGAGUGACAAAAAGCAAGUUGAUAUGGAGAAAUAUCAUGUGAACACAGAACACAGAUAAACAAGUGACACAAAGGGCCCAAUGAAUACAAUUCCCUCGUG
This is a messenger RNA of Histoplasma capsulatum G186AR, 1229 nucleotides long. RefSeq lists its product as uncharacterized. The transcript has a single exon. The record is from RefSeq and is a predicted model, not a curated record. Bases 1 to 870 code for a protein of 289 amino acids. Lineage: Eukaryota; Fungi; Ascomycota; Eurotiomycetes; Onygenales; Ajellomycetaceae.